CACACAUUUGCCUAUCGAGGAUUCAAAUAAUUACACGCUACAGACAACAUCCUGACAACUCGGGGGUCAUUGAAGUGACAAAUCUGGACCCUUACAACGGGUGUGGGGGAGUCACAGGGUUUUACCGGCUUUGUAUGUGAGGGUGCUGUGAUGUGUGUAGGAUGCGUGAGAUGUGUAGGAUGCAUUUGUAGCGCGCAUUUGGCGGUGUCACUUCCACCGCAUCAACAUUCGAGCCAAAACAGAGUAGCAAUCAUCAACGUCGCCACUGCAUUUACACUGCCAGGUACACAGCCCAAACGUGACGCACAACAGACCAAUCAUUACUCACCGGGACUGUGAGCUUGACUUGUUUAUUGGAUUCUAUUUCUACCUCUUUCCCUUUGUGACUUUUUAGACUCACCUUGAACUCACUUGAUUGCUGUAACGGAAGAAUAGGCUGAUGAUAAUGAACCAAUCAGUUCUGGCAAGAGGACAGCUUGUGAAGUUGGCAUUUAAAAGAUACUCGUCGUCAUGUUCACACAAUGACAAGUACCUGGCAAAGAUCUACGCAUUCCCAAUAACAAAGGACAAGUCAUAUCUCCACUUCGAAUAUAACGAGAAGCUUAUCAACGUUAACUCUCCCUUGGUGAAAUAUGAAAACAAAGCAGUUAGUGGUGCUGCAAAUCUUUGGAAUAAGAUGCAGCAAUCUGAUAAACCGGUGAAUCAGAAGAUUGUUCGCUUUGUAUCCAGAUUCAUUGAAAGAAUACCAUGGACAGAGGACUCGCUCAGAUCUAUACCUUCAAGAUCUGCAUUACUCAGACAGGUCAAGACCCACGGAGAUGAUGGCACACACGCCGACAAUUCACCGUUAUUGAAACCUGCAACUGCUGUUGAUGGUGAAGAACUUGAAGGUAUCCCUGUGUUCUAUCCAGCACAUCUGAUGACCCCAGUGACUCUCGCAAAGGAGAUUGAUACGCUAUGCCAUCAGGCAACCACAUACCAUAAGAAACAGAUGCUGUUAACAGGUAUCGGUGUGCCAUUGUCAUUACCAAUUGCACUCGUUCCAGUGGUUCCAAACGUUCCAGGGUUUUACCUUGCUUAUAGGUUUUACUGCAACACAAAGGCUUAUAUCGGUGGAUUGCACCUUGACCUUUUCAACAAGAACAAAGAGCUGAUAUACAAAGAUGAGCCCCUAUUAGACGAUGUCUAUGAGUCCGUUAGGGAGAACGAGGAUGACAUCUUACUCAAUGAGAGCAUUGUGCAACAACUCGUGGAUACUUUUAAGGUCGAUGGGGCAAGAACAGGCUUGUUAAAGGCGUUGAGACAAGAGAUCCACGCAUUAGAGAAGAUUGAAGAGGAUCAAAAGAAGCAUUAGACUGUACAUAGGCAAUGACAACGGCAGAUCACUAGAGAUUCCUCGUUC
Messenger RNA from Williopsis jadinii, 1402 nucleotides. RefSeq names its product Mrx19p (gene MRX19). Bases 446 to 1354 code for a protein of 302 amino acids. Lineage: Eukaryota; Fungi; Ascomycota; Saccharomycetes; Phaffomycetales; Wickerhamomycetaceae. The transcript has a single exon. Gene Ontology annotation, biological process: proton transmembrane transport; potassium ion transport. The record is from RefSeq and is a predicted model, not a curated record. Gene Ontology annotation, cellular component: mitochondrial inner membrane.